Molecule: messenger RNA, 1031 nt
Organism: Coccidioides posadasii C735 delta SOWgp
Lineage: Eukaryota; Fungi; Ascomycota; Eurotiomycetes; Onygenales; Onygenaceae
Gene: CHO1
Product: CDP-diacylglycerol-serine O-phosphatidyltransferase
Biological process (GO): phospholipid biosynthetic process
Cellular component (GO): membrane
Molecular function (GO): phosphotransferase activity, for other substituted phosphate groups
Source: RefSeq, a predicted model, not a curated record
AUGUCCCGCAGAAGUUCUGUCCCGAUCUCAGCUCCGGUGGACAAUGCCGGUUCGGACUGCAAUGCGAACCAUAAAGAUUCGACUCAAGAUAAACAAAAAAUGCUUCUCUCAGCGGAUACAGGGCAUUUUAGCAUGAUCAGGGCCCUUCAUCUUGCUGAUCUGAUUACUGAAUUAAAUGGAUUCUGUGGAGUGAUGUCGAUAUUUUCUUCGAUGCGAUACUGUCUUGGAGACCCUGAUCAGUUUAGAGAAUUGUGGAUUGCUUUGGCAUUCAUGCCAUUCGGCCUGUUUUUCGACUUCAUGGACGGAAAGGUUGCUAGAUGGAGAAGAAAGUCGUCGCUCAUGGGCCAGGAGCUUGACUCCUUAGCUGAUUUGAUAUCUUUCGGUGUUGCUCCUGCUGCAGCCGCAUUCGCUAUCGGAAUCCGUACACCACUGGACCACGUCGUCCUCGCCUUUUUCGUUCUCUGCGGCCUCACUCGUCUUGCCAGAUUCAACGUCACUGUUGCUACUCUCCCCAAAGACAAAACCGGAAAAUCACAAUACUUUGAAGGAACCCCGAUCCCAACCACCCUAUCUAUCGCCGCUGUGAUGGCAUACUGGGUCUCUAAAGGUUGGGUCUUGGAGGAUAUACCCCUUGGCGUGAUCGCACGUGGUACCCUGUUUGAAUUUCAUCCUGCAGCUGGCCUGUUUGCUCUAUGGGGUUGUCUAAUGAUAAGCAAGACGAUACAUAUCCCUAAACCGUGAAUGGCAUGCAGAAGAACAGAGAGAGGAGAUGCUCUAGGGUUCGACUUAGGAAGAAAAAUCAGUGUUCAAACCAAUUUUAGGUUAAUAACCAGCUAUUUGUGUGCUUUGCGAAAAGCCUUGCUUUACUUCGACCAUUAGAAGGUGGGCAAACGGAAGACAAUAAGACUCGGUUUAUGGGACAGCUGUGUGGUGAAUGUACCGCAAAAUAAAUGCAUUAAAAGUCUAAGAUGCGCUGAGCCAUCGUCAAUCACUGUACUGUAUAACUAGAAUCUCAGAUGCUUGAAUAAUUU